AUGCAGAGUGUCAGGGCUCUUGCCUUGAGAUGCGUGUGGCCUAGCAGCGUCCUCAGGAAACAGUCCCGCGUCUGCCUGUGCCUUCCUCCUGCGCACCUCCGCCUUCCAUUCUUCCCUGAAGCGUGCGAGCUCGUCCGAGUCGUCGAUGGGCGCCGCAGAGGGCUGCAACGAAUGCAUCCCGGAGGUCUGAGGAAUAGCGACCACCCGAUGGAGAGCAACCGGGAUGAAGCACUAAAGUGUCUCGCGAUUGCCCAGCGACGCAGGGACUCUGGCGAUCUCGCCGCCGCCCGCCGCUUCUGCCAAAAGUCUCUCGCGCUCUUCUCGACUACGGAGGCACUCAAGCUGCUUGAGAUCAUCGACGCCGAGGCUGCCUCGUCAGAAUAUACACAGCCCUCAUCAUCCUCUUCCAGCUCCUCGAGCUCCAGCGGGCCGGCAUUUGCCUCAUCCACAGAGACGCACCCCUCUGCGUCGGGCGCACGUCAUCGCCACUCUGGAAGCACAGCUCCAAAUGGUCCGGGCACAAAGGAGAACGGAGCCGCGGCAGGCUCUGGGUCAAAGAAGCGGGAUUACACGCCGGAGCAGGAACAGGUGGUGAAGCGUGUGCGGGCGUGCAAGGUGACUGAAUAUUAUGAGAUUCUGUCGCUGAAGCGGGAGUGCGAAGAGACGGAGAUCAAGAGAGCAUAUCGGAAGGGCAAUUUGCUCCGACAGCUAGCAUUGUCGCUACAUCCCGACAAGAACGGCGCGCCAGGGGCGGAUGAAGCAUUCAAGAUGGUCUCAAAAGCAUUCCAAGUUCUUUCAGAUCCGCAGAAACGAACAGCACACGAUCAACAUGGCUCGGAUCCAGAAUCUCGCUUCAGCGGCAUGCCGUCCGCAAGCCGUGGUCCACCAGGUUUCACGAAUACUCCGUUCGCGAGCAGUGGGUUCGAGGGCGAGAUAUCCCCCGAGGAUCUGUUCAACAUGUUCUUUGGUGGCGGGAUGGGUGGCGGUCCAUUUGGUGGCGGGCCUUUCGGCGGCGGCCGUGUGUUCACUACAUCAUUUGGCCCUGGCGGGUUCCGCGCAACGAGGGCCCGCACUAACACGCACCAAGAGCGACAACAAGCUGCGGAACCACGGUCAACAUUUAUGCAGCUCCUCCCCCUCAUUAUCCUAUUCCUAUUCUCCUUCAUCCACAUGCUCCCUGAUUUGUUCAGCCCUCCAGCCUCACCGGACCCGCGCUUCUCGUUCACGCCAUCUCCGCGGUACAACGUCGAGCGUCAGACGGGCAGGCUCAACGUUAAAUACCACGUUAAUGCGCAAGAGUUUUCAGGACAUUCCAUCGGUGCAGAGCUCGCGCGGAACGGGAACAAGCAUGGGCCCGAGCUCAGCAGAUUUGAGAAGACGGUAGAGCAGCUAUACACGCAGGAUUUGUUCUCGCAGUGUCAGCGCGGGGUGGAGCGGAAGGAGCGGCGACGGGACCAGGAGGUAGGGCUGUUUGGGAUCGGAACGAACUGGGAGACGGUGAAGCGGAUAGAAGCGGAGCGGGUCGAGAGCUGCGAGCGGCUGAAGGAAAUGGGACUAUUGAAGAGCUAA
Laetiporus sulphureus 93-53 is the source of this 1569-nucleotide messenger RNA. RefSeq names its product DnaJ-domain-containing protein. Gene Ontology annotation, biological process: cellular response to misfolded protein. The transcript is spliced from 6 exons. Gene Ontology annotation, molecular function: Hsp70 protein binding. Lineage: Eukaryota; Fungi; Basidiomycota; Agaricomycetes; Polyporales; Laetiporaceae. The coding region runs from base 1 to 1569 and encodes 522 amino acids. Gene Ontology annotation, cellular component: endoplasmic reticulum membrane. The record is from RefSeq and is a predicted model, not a curated record.